Mesorhabditis spiculigera is the source of this 255-nucleotide messenger RNA. The record is from the annotation of a GenBank genome assembly. NCBI's taxonomy places the organism in Eukaryota, Metazoa, Nematoda, Chromadorea, Rhabditida, Rhabditidae.
AUGAGGGGAUGCCUGGCAGCGUGUCUUCUUUUCUUCAUCUUGGCCCUCACCCACACCACAGCAGGAUUCCCGCACGGAGCCCAGAUGGUGCUCGUUGUUGAGGAUCCGGUGGCGCAAGAAGCCCUGCUAGAUGCCCUCGCCCAACAGCCACGGUUAGACGACAGAACGGAAGAUGCGAUCGUCUCGUCCGAAAUUGCGAAGCGCACCUCGCUGAAGCGGUUGGCCAAGCUGGGCGCCCGCGGAUUCGGCAGAAAA